Molecule: messenger RNA, 1970 nt
Organism: Branchiostoma belcheri (Belcher's lancelet)
Lineage: Eukaryota; Metazoa; Chordata; Leptocardii; Amphioxiformes; Branchiostomatidae
Product: kinesin light chain 3-like
Exons: 6
Coding region: 1-1749 (582 amino acids)
Molecular function (GO): protein binding
Source: RefSeq, a predicted model, not a curated record
AUGAAGAAGCAUAAAGCAGAGAACUUCCACAAGGCCUGCUCGUUGUACACAGAACUCUUACGGUAUUACACUAGUACUGAGGAGAAGCAAGUUGUGCAGCAUCGCAUCAGAUAUGCAGAGAAAUGCACGAAACUGGUCCAUGAUCAAGAGGUUCUAAAAGCGUGUGCUACGAAUACCAUAUUGGCUGUGUCCACAGCCCUUGACAAAGUGAAAAAGAAGUCCAGGUUGAAAGUACAUGGUAUGACGCCCUUGAUUGAAGGUUAUACAAAUUCUUUAGUGAAAGCAAUCGUGGAAGGAAACAAACGUUUGGAAAUAGAAUCUUUAAAGAGCCUGGGAGAUGUGUACCUAGAGAAGGGAAGGGUUGGUAAGGACGAGACAGCGUUCAGUAAAUCAGCUGGUCUGUACCGAGCGGCGCUGGACCGCUGUGAAGAUUCAGACGGCAGAGAAACGCUAAGACACCGCAUCAAGUACGCGGAGAAAGUCACGGAAAAAGGACGCAAGAAACGCCGAGAAAUGGGACGGACCAGAAACAAGAAAAUUAGAAACAGUAGCGAAGAGAAACAGGUCACAGACAGUACGUACGAAGACCACCUACAGAAUGGCUGCAGGGCCCUGCAGACAGGGGACCUGGACACGGCAGAACGAAACUUUGCAGCUGCGCUCAAGGCCGUUCAUGUGAAAGGUCAGCGCUGGAAAGAGACAGAGCCCCUUUGCAACUUGAGCGAUGUCUACCUGAAGAGAGGAGAGCAGUCAAAAGACGGAGGUGAUUUCACCAAGGCUGCAGCACUCAGUAACGCAGCACUGGUGAGAGCAAAGACAGAAGACAGAGAAGUCAUCAAACAUACAAUCCAGGAAAUAACACAAUCUUUUGUUAAGAACGUCCUGAGUAUCGAACAAACGGUACCCACGGAUGACGUAGAGAAACACAAAUCGGUGUUAACAGAAUGCCGCGGCUAUGUGGAAGAAGAAAUCAUAAGAAUUGAGCAGCAGAUAGAUCCUUAUCGCCUAGAUGAUAACGACCCAGAGAUCAUGGAAGUAGAAAUGGAGAGAGUGGAAGCAAACAAAGCCCUGUUUGACACUAUUGUUCAUCAGCGAAGAACAUUCAUAGCUGGCCUUGUAGAUGAGUGUAUGGGGGUUAUGGGCCCCCCUCCUGCAAGCAGCUUGGGUAAUGCAUGGAGUAACCUUGGUGAUCACAGGAAGGCCGUUAGCUAUUAUGAACAGGCACUAGAGAUGAUGCGGAGUAUCUAUGGUGAGGGCAACGCACAUCCUGAUAUCGCCUCGUCACUUCACAACUUGGGUGCCGCCUGGAGUAACCUUGGUGAUCACAGGAAGGCCGUUAGCUAUUAUGAACAGGCACUAGAGAUGAGGCGGAGUAUCUAUGGUGAGGGUAACGCCCAUCCUGACAUCGCCUCGUCACUUUACAACUUGGGUAGCGCCUGGAGUGACCUUGGUGAUUACAGAAAGGCCGUCAGCUAUCAUCAGCAGUCAUUACAGAUGAAGUGGAGUAUCUAUGGUGAGGACAACGCACAUCCUGAUAUCGCCUCGCCACUUAACAACUUGGGUAAUGCCUGGAGUCACCUUGGUGAUUACAGAAAGGCCAUCAGCUAUUAUGAACAGGCACUACAGAUGAGGCGGAGUAUCUAUGGCGAGCGCAUCGCACAUCCUGAUAUCGCAAAAUCACUUCAAAAUCUGCUUGUUAACGUUGUGAAAAGCCGCCUCUUAUGCUCAGUUUAUGAAACAGAUGAUUGAAGAGACUUUAUAUAGACACUGACAUUGCCACUCUCCUGAUUAACUUUUUGUGUCCCAUACAUGUAAAUUAUUCAAUAGUUACACAGAAAGCAUUUUAAAGAUUAUCUUUAAAUGAUUUGGAAGUAUGAUGAUUUUCCGUUUGUUAAAAACGGAAACAUGCAGCUAUUUUGAUGUUAAGAAUUACUUUACCGUCAUAUUAUGUAUUUGUAUACCUUAUAUCC